Messenger RNA from Phytophthora sojae, 627 nucleotides. RefSeq lists its product as hypothetical. NCBI's taxonomy places the organism in Eukaryota, Oomycota, Peronosporomycetes, Peronosporales, Peronosporaceae. The record is from RefSeq and is a predicted model, not a curated record. The coding region runs from base 1 to 627 and encodes 208 amino acids. The transcript has a single exon.
AUGACGGAGCUCCCUUCGUUCGACGGUCUCACGAAUCUCAAGUCACUGACCUUAGCGUGCCUCCUCUCCUUGGAGCAAUUCCCUCCUUUCGACAACCUCCGGAAGCUUGAGCGACUGGUAUUGGCCUCAAUAUCCGCCAUGGACAGUCUACCAGACCUGUCCCCCGUGGUUGAUCUCAAGUCGUUCGCUGUAUCGGAUCGAGGCGCGUGGUGCUGCAAUGGAUUCACAGGCGAUUGCAACCUGGAGGACCGCAAAUGCGGCAUCGCCCACCCUGUGUGGGAGAACCCCGUGGCGACGUGUUUGCCUUCGAAUCGCACACGAAAAGUGGCCACUGCGACGACACUGAAAGUGGUGGAGAAGUUUGCGUCGACUGUCUGCGGGCCAGUACUCGAAGUUGGCGUUCUCGAGGGCCCACCGACAGCAGACAUCAUGGCUCCGUGCAAUGGGACUUUGUACCGACAGUGUCCGAGAUCCGACAGCGUCGAGGCCAUGUGCUACAACGCGCGGUUCAUGGCGAUCGCGUGCACCACGAACCCACACCCGAUCGAGAUGAGACGUCGCCAGAUAGCUCAAGGUGUGGGAGACAAGUGCGACCCGGAGGUGGAGGCGUGGUUGGGCUGGCUGUAA